Phoenix dactylifera (date palm) is the source of this 2362-nucleotide messenger RNA. RefSeq lists its product as uncharacterized. The record is from RefSeq and is a predicted model, not a curated record. Lineage: Eukaryota; Viridiplantae; Streptophyta; Magnoliopsida; Arecales; Arecaceae. Gene Ontology annotation, molecular function: DNA binding.
AGCGAACGGAGAUAAGAGGGGGGAAGGGAAUAGGGAAAGGGAGGAAUCCGGCGAGAGAUCGCCGGAAAAGGGGGAGGGUUUUGGGAAUGUUGGCGGCGGAGCGGCCGGAAUGGCUGCCGGAGGGGUGGAAGAUGGUGGUCAAGACGAGCAUGACCGGAGAUAAAGAUGUGUGUUACACAUGUCCAACAUCUUCCCGUACAUUCCAUUCGAAAGAGGAGAUUAUGCACUAUCUCAAUUAUGAAAGGGUAGAUGGUUACAUAUCCAAACCAACAUCUUGUUUUGGAGAUAACGUGCAUCCACUUGCAGAACAGAUAAAAGAUUUUCCUGAUUGGCUGCCUGCUGGUUGGGUUUUGGAGUUUAAAACUCGAAAGAGUGGCACGCACGCAGGGCGACAGUACAAGUGCUACAUCAAUCCAGUUACUGGUUUUAGAUUCUAUUCCAAGAAUGAAGUACUUCGGUAUAUCAAGGAUGGAAUGUCGUGUAAUCCCAGAGCCAAACGGAAAAGAAGUGUAGUUACAAAAGUUACUGAAAAUGCUUGCUCUUCAACCAGUCAGAGAAAAGGCAUCAAGAGAAGCACCAUGGAAAAUCAGGUUAGAUCUCAGAUUGAAUAUACUCCAGAUGGGUUGCCUAGUGGCUGGAUAAAAGAAAUUAGAUACCGAAAGACUAGCUCGAGAUGUGGAGCAAAAAGAGACCAGUACUACACUGAUCCAGUAAAUGGAUAUGUAUUCCGGUCCCGAAAGGAUGCCAUUCAGUAUAUUGAAACAGGAGAAGUUAGUAAAUAUGCAAUUAAACCAAAGAAUAGAAAUACCAGUGGCUUGUAUACCUCUAAAAAGGAAUCCCAUGUAAGUCCUUCUCCUGCAGCAAGAAGAAUAAAAUCACAAGGAACUGCAGUAAAGCGAUGCCUCUUUUCAGAAGGAACACCUGACCCAAAUGUGAAGAUAGUGACAGAGAUCAAUCAGUUGCCUGAAAGACUGUCCGUGCCACUUCUGGAAUAUCCUUCAGCACAGAAUAUGGGUGGAACUGACUCUAGUUGCAAGACUUUGUCAACUGUCAAGGACUCAGGGAAUUCAGAGGAUGCUCCGGACGAUAGAAAGCUCGAUCCAAGAUGUAAUGCAGUGGGAGUUUCAAGACAGACAUUGGAGUCAGAAACAGUUAAUGUUUCAGAACCAGCAAUCGAUAAGUUACCAGAACCUUUGAGCGAUGCUAUGUCAGAGGCAUUCAACAAAACCCUUGAACUGUCACCGAGGAAGCUGGACCUGUUGAGCGAUACUACAUCAGAGGAAUUGAACAAAACCCUUGAUGAACUGUCACCGAGGAAGCUGGAUGUGGUACAUGAGAAUCUCUCUGAAAUGCAAGACAAAGAGCCAGACGAAGCAGCAGAUAAAAUACCAAUAGAGCUUGAAAUCAUGAGGCCUCACCAGCAAGAGGAUAUGAGCCUGCCAGCUGUAGAAGGUAAGCUGGCGGAGGAAAGAAAACUGGAUCCAAAGAUCGAGGAACAGAUGCAGCCCAAUAAGCGCCGUAGGGGACGUAGGCCUGGCUCAACGAAAGCUAAAGCUCUGAAAGCACUAACCAUGCCACUCCGGGCUUCCAAACGUUUGGCUGCACUAAGAGCUGAUCGCAUGGCCAGUUCUGGAACUGUUAGCCACUCCAGUGGUGCACUGGCAAAGUUAUCUGAUCAACUCCAAGCUCAUCCAACAGCUACCAAGAAAAACAAUCAGCAAAAGGAGAUACCCAUUAUAGACUUGGAAAUUCUGGAAGAGCCAAAAAGCAGGGAGCGUCCGGGUGAACAAGCUGCUCCUGUAAAGCAGGUUUAUCUGGGAGAACUGAAUGAAAAUAAAUCAGGAUCCCCUCUCAGAUUACCAUUUGGAGAUUCCUGGCCGGAUCCUUGCAUUGAGUUUGCUUUCAAGACCCUUACGGGUGAUAUUCCGGUGCUGGAGGAUACUGCAGCCAUCGAAGAAUAUUUCCAUCGGCACCUGGGCACGAGCAAGAGCCCAGGCCAGCAAGGUUCAGCUUCGUUAACUUUCAGCAACCACAAAAGUUUCAGCCAGGGCGAGUUUUGUGUCCAGCUGCAGCCGCCGGACAAUCACCUGUCGCCAUGCUCGUUCGAGAAUGGGCUGCAGUCCAGCCAGAAGGGGAACGAGGAAAGGCACUGGCUGCCAAAGUUAAACCGGUAAAUUAUUCAACCUAAGGUGAAAUUAACCAUGUAUAUAGGAACCCAGAUUUGAGGUGUCUUGAACUAUGACUCUCCAUUUUGGUGCCUUUGAUAAGGCCAUGCUGUAGAACGCUCUGUAAGCCUUAGUAGAUUGAUGAUAUCUCAUGGUCUUUGCAUCCUUUGGUUCUGGGUGCAGUCUGGCUUGUGACA